GUGUACCGGAAGCGGUGCUUCUUGCCUCCCGGGAGGCGGGAUGGCGGCUCGAACGGCGGUGCUGCUUCUCCUGGGGGCGGCGGCGACUGGCCCGGCCCCUGUGCAAGGGUCGCGGGGAGACCGGGAGCCCGUCUACAGAGAGUGCCUAGGCCAUUGCGAGCAGCGCAACUGUUCCGGGGCUGGACUGCGGCACUUCCGCUCCCAGCAGCCACUCUACAUGAGCCUCACAGGAUGGACAUGCAGAGAUGACUGUAAAUACGAAUGUAUGUGGCUUACAGUGGGCCUUUAUGUCCAGGAAGGAUACAAAGUGCCUCAGUUUCAUGGCAAGUGGCCCUUCUCUCGUUUCCUGUUCAUUCAGGAACCUGCUUCUGCCUUUGCUUCAUUCCUUAACGGAGUUGCCAAUUUAGUCAUGCUGAAGAGAUACAAAGCCGCCGUCCCGCCUUCUUCUCCCAUGUACCAUACCUGCAUUGCCUUUGCUUGGGUUUCUUUGAAUGCCUGGUUCUGGUCUACCAUUUUUCACACUCGAGACACAAAUCUAACUGAGAAAAUGGAUUAUUUCUGCGCAUCUGCUGUCAUUCUUCACUCUGUAUAUUUGUGCUGCGUCCGGACCCUAGGGUUGAGACGUCCAGCUUUUGCCACCGCCCUUGGGAGUUUCCUGCUCCUCUUCUUGGCCUGUCACAUCUCUUACCUGACGCUUGUACGCUUCGAUUACAGCUACAACAUGGCUGCUAACGUGGCCAUCGGCCUCCUCAACCUCUUCUGGUGGCUGGGCUGGUGCAUGAGGAACCAGCAGCGCCUGCCCUACGUCUGGAAGUGUGUGGCGGUGGUCCUCCUCCUCCAAGCCUUGGCGCUGCUGGAGCUGCUGGACUUCCCACCGUUGUUCUGGGUCUUCGACGCCCACGCCAUCUGGCACAUCAGCACCAUCCCGGUCAACAUCCUUUUCUACAGUUUCCUCGUGGACGAUAGCCUGUAUCUCUUGAAGGCCAACUCACACGUUCUUAAAAUAGACUAAAGCCUGUGGUGGAACGCAGAUUGCGGAAGAGCGUGGGCCUCUUUGGAGGACACCCACCGACCACUUCUCGCGCCCGAGGACCCAGGCCUGCAUUGUUUUGAGGAGCGGCAGUCGGCCCUUCUUUUCCUGUCCUUAUGCCCUUGAAGUGUCUGUUAUCUGGAUUUGGUUGCCAUGACGUGAUUCACUGUUUGCCUGUCUCCUGGAUGUAUCAGGAUACACAUUUCCCCUCCCUAGCAACGGGGCUUGGGGGCUCUUCAUUCUGCCUUUUAAAUUUUUGUGUGUGCUUUUUAGAGAGAACCAGGAACACUCUCGGUCUCGGCUCGCUCUCCACGAUCCCUUUUCCUUUCAGUGUGGCUCAGUUUUGCAAGUGGCCACUCAGCGUAGGCUCAGCUAAAGAGGCUUUGGACGUAUUGCAGAAGGGGGUGGGGGGCGGGCUGGAACAUCCAGGCACCUCGUUUGUGCUGUGUCGAGAGCUUCAGCAGAAGAAGAGCAUCCAGUUGCUUUCUUGAGAGAUGAUCCUUUGCCUUCUCAUCAGGAACUGCUGUGAAUCCUGUGGGGAGUGUGGGGAUUCAUUUGAUAAAAGGAAGAUUCCGGGUCCAACUCCGGAUGAUGUCUGCUCCCUCUCACAUGAUCCACUGGAGCCCAAUUCGGUCUUCUGUCUGAGCAAACUGACUGUGAUUCCUCCCAGAUGGCAUGGAUACUUUGCUAGUACUCAGCCACACUCUGUUCAUUAUAAUGCUGGACCUGCGACCUGGCAUUAAUAAUCAGGCUCCAGGGCUUAAGCCAGUGAGUCAGAUUAAACCCAGCUGGGUGGAGAAGAAGAAGAAGAAGAAGAAAGAAGAAGAAGAAGAAGAAGAGUUUAGAUUUAUAUCCCCCCUUUCUCUCCUGUAGGAGACUCAGAGGGGCUGACAAUCUCCUUGCCCUUUCCCCCUCACAACAAAC
Messenger RNA from Sphaerodactylus townsendi, 1954 nucleotides. It is a transcript of the gene PGAP3, whose product is annotated as post-GPI attachment to proteins phospholipase 3. Gene Ontology annotation, biological process: GPI anchor biosynthetic process. The transcript has 8 exons. The record is from RefSeq and is a predicted model, not a curated record. Bases 41 to 1012 code for a protein of 323 amino acids. Gene Ontology annotation, cellular component: endoplasmic reticulum membrane. NCBI's taxonomy places the organism in Eukaryota, Metazoa, Chordata, Lepidosauria, Squamata, Sphaerodactylidae. Gene Ontology annotation, molecular function: hydrolase activity, acting on ester bonds.